Drosophila mojavensis is the source of this 1196-nucleotide messenger RNA. RefSeq names its product syntaxin-7 (gene Syx7). Bases 238 to 1131 code for a protein of 297 amino acids. Gene Ontology annotation, molecular function: SNAP receptor activity; SNARE binding. The record is from RefSeq and is a predicted model, not a curated record. The transcript has 6 exons. Gene Ontology annotation, cellular component: synaptic vesicle; endomembrane system; SNARE complex. Gene Ontology annotation, biological process: vesicle fusion; intracellular protein transport; vesicle-mediated transport. NCBI's taxonomy places the organism in Eukaryota, Metazoa, Arthropoda, Insecta, Diptera, Drosophilidae.
CGUGUAUUAAAUUAUUUCUCCACCUCUAUAAACUUACAUAUUUCUUGCAAAAUUUGUUGGUUUUUAUUAGAAAAAAAUCGCUCUGUAAAUUAAUUUAUUUAAUAGACAUGCAGUUGAUUAAGCUUUGAUUGCAAAGGUUGCUGGAUUGGUUGACAAGGACAAGCAAGAAAAUCAAGAGUAACAACUGGUUUCUGUACCAUUAAAAAGAACAUUGGCAAGGUGUCUGCAUACGAAAGCAUGGAUUUACAACAUAUGGAGAAUGGCCUCAGCGGAGGAGGCGGUGUGGCAGGAGGAGGAAGUGCUGGAGGAGGAGCAGGAGGUGUGGGCGGUGGCCUAAGUGAAUUUGAUUUUCAGCGAUUAGCACAAAUAAUCGCGACAAGCAUACAAAAAGUCCAACAAAAUGUCUCCACUAUGCAGCGAAUGGUCAAUCAGCUGAACACGCCACAGGACUCGCCCGAAUUGAAGAAGAAGCUUCAUCAGUUAAUGACCUAUACCAAGCAGCUGGUGACCGAUACAAACAAUCAGUUAAUGGAGGUGGACAAGUGCAAAGAGCGGCACCUUAAGAUACAGCGCGAUCGUCUGGUGGAUGAGUUCACAGCGGCAUUGACCGCCUUCCAGGCUAUUCAACGUAAAACAGCUGAUAUUGAAAGAAGUGCUUUACAUCAGGCGCGCGCCCAGAAUUUCAGUAUUUCACAUCCACCUGGCUCGACACGAACCAAUACCAAUGCCAGUAGCAAUGACAAUGGUUCCUUCUUUGAGGACAACUUCUUCAAUCGCAAAUCAAAUCAGCAGCAACAGCAGCAAAUACAAACUCAAAUGCAGGAAGAUGUUGACCUGCAAGCACUUGAGGAACAGGAGCGUGCCAUACGCGAGCUGGAGAACAACAUAGUGGGCGUCAAUGAAAUCUACAAAAAUCUAGGUGCUAUGGUUUACGAGCAAGGCUUAACAGUCGAUUCGAUCGAGUCUCAGGUGGAACAAACAAGCAUUUUCGUUUCACAAGGCACUGAAAAUUUGCGCAAGGCUAGCUCUUACCGGAACAAAGUGCGAAAGAAGAAGUUGAUAUUGGCUGCCAUCCUGACCGCUGUUCUGUUAGCCAUCGUUUUAAUAUUGGUGUUUCAGCUUAAGAACUAAAUCCAAUAUACUAAAGAGCAUCAAGAAAUUUAAAUAAAAACUAGUAAAUUGUUGUGAAAAGACAA